AAACAUCAAAUAAUCACAUCUGCUGUGUUAUCAUCACCUGCAGCUAACUGAGAUAAUCAGGCAGGUUUCUUUGUUAAAUUUGCCCCACCUAGUCCUUCAUUAAUAACAUGUGACCUGGGACAGAGACUUUGAAAGUGUGAAGUCUGAGCUCAGCAUUGAAUCCUUGUGAGUCUGAAAGUCAAGCUUUGGAUGGGUCACUGGGGAAUAUUGAUGACCUGGCACAGCAGUAUGCAGACUACUAUAACACUUGCUUCACGGAUGUGUGUGAGAGGAUGGAAGAGCUGCGCAAGCGGAGGGUUUCCCAGGACCUUGAUAUGGAGAAACCUGAUGCCAGCUCCACAUCACUACAGCUGCGAUCUCAAAUUGAGGAGUCACUUGGUCUCAGCAGCACUGCAUCAACACCUGACACUGAAAGAAAGCUCUCCAUUCAUAAAUCAAGUUCAGAAGAAGGCUCUGUAGGGAAAGCAGACUGGAAAAAGAAGAAUAAGUUUUUUUGGCAGAACUUCCGUAAGAACCAGAAAGGACUGAUGAGGCAAACUUCAAAGGGAGAAGAUGUAGGGUACGUGGCCAGUGAGAUCACCAUGAGCGAUGAGGAACGGAUCCAGCUGAUGAUGAUGGUCAAAGAGAAGAUGAUCACUAUUGAGGAAGCACUUGCUAGGCUGAAGGAGUAUGAAGCACAGCACAGGCAAUCCAGCACUGUAGAUGCUGCAGAGUGGCCCGAUGGUUCUUACUCAACAUUUGAUGGCUCUUCCAAUUGUAAUUCAAGAGAACAGUCUGAUGAUGAAACAGAGGAGUCGGUGAAGUUUAAGAGGUUGCACAAGCUGGUGAACUCGACUCGAAGAGUCAGGAAGAAACUCAUAAGAGUGGAAGAAAUGAAAAAACCCAGCACAGAAGGUGUGGAAGAGCAUUCACUUGACAACUCUCCCGUACUGGAUGACAGAUCAGCACUUUACUCUGGCGUUCACAAGAAGCAAUUCUAUUUUGAUGGCUCCUGUGAAAAGCAGCCAGAAGACGACUCAGACUCUCUCACUACUUCUCCCUCAUCCAGCAGUCUGGAUAUGUGGGGAGCUAACCGGAAGCUGGUGAAGACCUUCAGCAGAACGGACAGCCGUGGCCUUAUCAAGCCUCCCAAGAAGCUGGGGACGUUUUUCUCUUACCCAGAAGAGGAGAAGACCCAGAAAGUUUGCCGCUCCUUGACAGAUGGGGAAAUGAAGAAGAGCCUGGGCUCGCUGAGCCACGGGGUAAGUACAGAAAGCAUUUGCUUUUAUGACAGCAGCAGGCACAAGCACCACCUUCUGGUGUCCCUGGAGGAGAUUCAGAGUGUAAGGAAGCAGCUCCGGUUGAAGAAAGCGGAUACUAACUAUUCCUGUUCCAGAGCUUUCCUUUGCCAGCGCCCUGCUAGGAAAGGAGCACUCCCUGCAGCUUGCGACCUACAGUUACUGCGGCACAAAACCAAAGGGGGUGGAGGCUGUGGCUUCCCAAACAGAAGGCUCCGAGGGCGCAGCUCUGUCAGCGAGUUCAAUAUCACCUAUGUGGUGGAGAGAAGCCUGUACAGUCACCUCAACCUCUCUCAGCUGGUGCGUCCCAUUACUGACAGGACUCUGAGCAAGGCCGACAAGCAGGACCUGAGGAGAUGCCUGCUGGAGGAGGAUGAGGAGGCCAAGAGGAAGUGGGCUGCCACAGUGGAUCGUUGUACUAAAAGGGUUCUCUUGAGAAUACACCAAAAGUCUAGAACCUGUAGCUUUGGAGGAUUUGACUUGACAAAUCGUUCCCUUCAUAUUGGAAACAGUUCUGACCAAAUGGGCAAAGAAGGAGACUUCGUUUAUAAAGAAGUGAUCAAAUCACCCUCUGCAUCCCGUAUAUCUUUGGGAAAAAAAGUGAAGUCUGUGAAAGAAACCAUGAAGAAAAGGAUGUCUAAAAAAUACAGUAGCUCUCUAUCUGAGCAGGAGUCCAGCCCUGGGGUGAUGCCAGGCUCUCCGCAGUCACCGCCACCAGACACUGACUCCCUGGACAAACCCAAGCUGAAAGCCGGAGGCUCAGUAGAGAGCCUGAGGAGUUCCUUAAGCGGUCAGAGCUCAAUGAGUGGUCAGACAGUGAGUACAACAGAUUCUUCAACCAGCAACAGGGAGAGUGUGAAAUCAGAAGAUGGUGAUGAUGAAGAGCCUCCUUACAGAGGACCUUUCUGUGGAAGAGCCAGGGUUCACACUGAUUUUACUCCAAGUCCUUAUGAUACAGACUCUCUGAAGCUCAAGAAAGGUGACAUCAUUGAUAUAAUCAGCAAACCCCCCAUGGGCACUUGGAUGGGUCUGCUGAACAACAAAGUUGGCACUUUCAAGUUUAUCUACGUGGACGUGUUGAAUGAAGAGGAAGAGAAGCCAAAGCGGCCCACCAGGAGACGCCGGAAAGGCAGACCUCCACAGCCCAAGUCAGUUGAGGAUCUCUUGGAUCGCAUCAACUUGAAGGAGCACAUGCCCACUUUUCUGUUCAAUGGUUAUGAAGACCUGGAUACCUUUAAGCUUUUAGAAGAGGAAGAUUUGGAUGAACUGAAUAUCCGAGAUCCUGAGCACAGAGCUGUUCUCCUCACAGCAGUGGAGCUUCUACAGGAGUACGACAGUAACAGCGACCAGUCAGGAUCUCAGGAGAAACUUCUCAUUGAAGGCCAAGGCCUAUCUGGAUGCUCUCCUCGGGAUUCUGGCUGCUACGAAAGCAGUGAAAACCUGGAAAAUGGUAAGACUCGAAGAACCUGCCUUCUGCCCUCCAAAUCAGCAAGCGAGCACAGCUUUAAGGAUUUCAGCAGAAACCAGCUAUCAAAUUAUCCUACACUCCCACUGACUAAGUCAGUAGAAACUCUAGAGCAGGGGGAGAAAGCAAGCCGUUUGAGUGCUGCACACCAUGCUCUGAAGAGCUCUGUCACACCUCCAGCCGUUACGGGUCUAAAGAAGAACCGCAGAAGUUUACCAGUUGCUGUCUGUCGUAGCUAUGAAACUCUGGAUGGCCCCCAGGGUGUAGAUACAUGGCCAAGAUCUCACUCACUGGAUGAUCUCCAGGGAGAAUCCAAUACCAAGCUACAGGAUGCUAGCGAGGAGGCAGGUUCUUCUCCUCAGAAUUCACUGGAUAUAGCAAAAAAGGCAAAUGGCUCUGCCCUGCUGCCUCAGUCUCAUGGAGGCACCUGCACGGUAGAUGAUUUGAUGGCUAAGCAGGUUAAAGCAGCUGCCGGUUCUCAGAAGGGAAGAGCCAAGGAAUUGGACUGCUCUGUGAAGGAGGCUGCAGGUAGAAAGCAGCCUGCUCCAUUGCCCCCGAAAAACUCUGAAGCUCAGCCUGCCUUAGUGAUGCAUCUUGCCACAAGGACACCUCUGGAACUACAAAGUAAAAGCUUUCAUGACCUUGGACGAGCUGAUUAUGCUCCAGUCCUCAAGGGAGGUCUAGAAGCUGAGCCAAAAGGCACAAAUGAGGCAAGACUGCAGCCAAAACAUCCUUCACAGCCACCACCUGUCCCAGCCAAAAAAUGCCGAGAACGCCUUUCUAAUGGAUUAUAUCAUUCUUCCGUGACUAUGAGUGGGAGCCAUUCAAAUCUAGAAGCACCAUGUUUGCCACUAAAAAAGACCAGCUUGUCAGCUCCCAUUGAUGGUCACAGAGUGUCUGUCCAAAGGACACCUUCUGAGCAGGAGCUCAGUGCUCCUCCUAGCCCGCUGCCACCCUGGCUGGCAGAGCUCCCAGAGACUGCUAGUGUUCAGCAGCAUGUGAUAAAGCUGGGUCCUGCUUCGGUGAGGAAAGUCUCUUGUAGCAGAGGAAUGGAUCUGGAAAUGGUAAUAGAAAACAAGUUGCAGUCUGAAGACAUUGAUCUUACUGAAGAACCAUACUCUGACAAGCACGGUCGCUGUGGCAUUCCUGAGGCUUUGGUACAGAGAUACUCUGAAGACUUAGACCAGCCUGAAAAGGACGUUGCCACAAACAUGGACCAAGUCCGGGUAAAACAGCUGAGGAAGCAGCAUCGCAUGGCAAUUCCAAGUGGAGGGCUCACUGAAAUGUGCCGAAAACCUCUGUCCCCAGGACUUAUCACCUCUGUAUCUGACUGGCUGAUUUCCAUUGGUCUACCUAUGUAUUCCAGCCUGCUCACAGAAGCAGGAUUCAACACACUGAGCAAAGUGCCUUCUCUGUCACAAACUUGCCUUCAAGAAGCUGGCAUCACAGAGGAAAGGCACAUAAGCAAGCUCCUGGCAGCAGCAAGACUCUUCAAACCUCUUGAUCCAGAGGCAAUUUAACAUCCUCCAUAGUGUGGUAUUGCCUUUUUGAGAAUCCACUGCUUCUUCCUGCACCAAUUUUCCUCUAACUACUUCACAUAGCUAACAGGGUCAAGGAAGUGGCUCCCAAAGGCAGGCAGAUAUCUUCCUCAAUGGAUAUGAAAUGUUUCUAUCACUGUUUUUGGCAACUGAAGGAGAAGAAACCACCAGGUAACAGUGAUGUGGUACUUCCCUCACCCCUCCUCAUGUAUAACAUAAUCUUAUUUCAUAGAGUGCAUAGGGUUGGCCUCAGAAUAAGACAGUUUCACAUAAUUAAGAGACCCUUGCACAUUUUCCUCCAGUUUGUGGAAGUAAUACUAGCAAUAGGCCCUGUUUCUAUGGAGAGCUCCUUAGAUUGGGCAUCUUCUGUAUGCCUAGGUUCCAGGUCCUGAGAGUCAGUCCUCUAAAGACCAAGUACAACUGAAGGUGCAAAUUCCAGUAGGGGGUGUUUGGCAAAUACCUUUCAUUUAACAGUCAAGACCUGAACAUAGCCGUCCUCAGUCAGCUUCACUGGUGCUUGGUAUAGGUCCCAAUACGCCACAAAGCCUUUAGCUAGGCCAAAGUUGUUGGACUGGAAUUAGCCUUCAGUGUGGUCCACCUCUGUCACUCCAGAGCAACUAACCCACGGAGAGUCAGAAAGCUUUUUAUUUGUACAGAGAUGAGGUAAUUUUUAUAACUGCUUUCUAGCAAUCAGCUUUUUAUUUGCCUUAAAAUGAGCUUUUAAGCAGUUACCUAGUGCUCACUUACUUGUUUCCCAAGCCUCGUUUCAACCUGUCACCCUUAAGCUGCACUUAGGGUGAUUUUCAGCCGAAGUGGCUUCUGUAAAAUGCCUCAUCAUAACACCUUCUGCGUUGUAGGAGAUGCUUUUACCCAUGCAGAGUUACACUAGGUUUCAGUUGUCAGGCUAACUUCUUGUUCACUACAGUCUGCAUUUACUGUUGUUACUAAAUCGUUCCAAGAUACACUGCCUUGUAUAUAUGUAACUGCUUUUCAUUUUAAUCAUACUCCGUGUACUGUGUUCUAUUGUCAAUCAUUAUUCUGCAGCUUUGACUUGGUAUCCUGACCGUAUCAAUUCCCAACAGUGGGUUUCUGCAAAUCAGAAUUCACUUGUGGGGAGAUAAAAUGCAUCCAAGAAGCAACUUGCGUCCCAUAGAAAUCAUCAGGUCCGGUAAUGCCAUUGCAUGGACGAAAAACAAAUCUUAGGUAGUCCUAUGAAUUACACUGUGAUUUUACAACAGUUGGUAGUCCUCAUGACCAUGUUAAUGUUACCUCUCAUUGGAAGACAGCAUUGUUCUGGCCUACGUGGUGAACCAUUUUUGCAUGAUGUGGUGGUAUUUCUCUGCCUAAGUCCAUGUCAAAUGUUUGGUUCGCAUCUGUGGCUCAUGACAGAUUUUAUUUUUCUAUAUGGGUACACUUUUUAUAUACCAAAUACAGAUUAUCAUGAAUCACACAGAACUAGCUUUACCUUUGGGAUCUGUAUACGGUGUGUCCUUCAGCAUCUUGUAGCACAAACCCUCCAUGGAAGACACAGCAAGCUUAUUCUGGCAGGUAAAGGGAGAUAGUCUAGAAACCUGAGCACAGAGCAGGAUGUGGGGCGGUUUCCAGGAUCAGUUCUAACAUCAACUUGCUGCAUAAAACUAGACAAGGCACUUCACUACUUGGUGCCACACCUAUCCCAGCCUCAUCCUGAGCCUUUCCUUAUAAAAUGCUGCCAAGUCAAUGAAUGAAAAAUUGUGGUUACUCCAUGAAUCCUUACUACAUAUGGUCCUUUCAUGGGCAUGUUUUAAUUCAGAUGUGCUAUGCAUUUUACUACAGAUAAUGAUUAGUUUGGGCCCUCAUAGAACUGCUGUGUAUUAGGUUUACUUCCCUUGUUUUGUGUCUCACCACAGACUACUGCACACCGUCAUGCAAAGGCAACUAAUCGACUGAUGUAACUUGCUCCCCCGGCUCUGUGUCUGUAAUGUUCACCACAACGUGGGGGUAAUUUGCAUGUUUUAACAUGGCAGCAUCAGGAAGCAUACACAGCUGAUGGAAAGCUAAAAACCAUCAAAAAGCCCUCUUGUUUUUAAGAAAGUAUCUUUUAAUUAAUGACGAGUUGUCUGUUGUUCCUCUCUGAGGCUUACGUGUUGACUAUCAGUAAGCAGGAGAUGGAAGGAGUAUUGAGACUUCCUGGGAUUGUUGGCAGGGGCCAGAACUGAGUUAAGUAGAGAGGAGCUGUACUGGGGCAAAGAUAAAGUCCAAGCUGGAUAUAUGUAAUAAAAAAAGAUACAAGUUUCCUUGUGUUGCAGAGAAGGCAAGUCACAUAGUAGAGCUCUCCUGUAUUAAUUUCCCUCUCAAUAACAGAAGGUGAAUUAUGGGAAUGAGAUGAACCUGUGUGCCAAACACCCUUUGUAAAUCCCUAAUUUGGGAAUGAUUACCUAGCCCAGGGAAACCAGAUCACACCCAUCAGGACUAGAGUGAGCAGUUUUAGAUUUGUGGGGUUUAAUUGUUGCUUUGGGUUUAUUUUUAAGACUGUGGUCUUACUUGAAUUACAAUUUUAGUUUAUAUUUUAAUCUAAAGAGCCUUAAGCUUCUCAGUGUUUGAGCUUCCCUGCUGUGGUUUCCAUGACCUGUGGCAUUCCAUGAGCAGGUGAGGCGGUGCUGUACGAGAGCCAUAACCUCUUACAUUUUCUUGCAACCAUUCCAUGCUCUAAGCAAAACUUCACUCAUUAACUCUUGGGAAGCACAAGAGAAACCUGCUGCUGGAAUCCUAAUCUGCUCUGCUCAGGCUAACGAUGUUAAGUAUCUAUCCAUAUACCCUUAAUAAAUCAAACAACUACUUAACAAUAGAAGCAGCAAGCCCAAAAUAUUCCCAAACGCCAUCGUAAUCGCCAGCUUUGAUGGAUAACCCUCGGUUACCACCCAGGCGGCAAUACCGCCUGUCCUUACUGUGCUCUCCUACGGGCACGAUGUCGAAUGCAAACUGGGAUCAGAAGCAUUAAACAUUGCAUUAUUCAAAGAGGUCUUCAUCUGUAAGAGCAGCAAUAGUGGUCGAUUCACCAAGUCACGGCUGUACAGUUGUACUGUAUCAUUUUUAGAACAAAUAAUACUUUCAGUCCAAGAUACUUUUAUCUUUAAUCGACGCCCACUGGGGAAUCAAAACCGUCAAGCAAGUUACGUAACAACUAACAAAGUUGCACUUUCUGUAUAUGAAACCAAUAUUUAAAUAACUUAUUUUUCUCCAUUUGCUGUUCUUAAAUGAUGUAAGUAGCUGUAAUAUACCAGUACUCAAAAUGUCCUGCAGUUUGCUUCAACCCAAGAAAGCUGUCUAUGGUUUAAAAAUAAAAAAAAAAGAAAAAAAAAGGAAGAAAAAAGGGGGGUAAAAAGGAAAAAAAAAACCACAACAAAAUAUGAAUGUGUAAAGAUUAUUGUGCUGUUUCAUUUAGCAAAAAAAAACAAAGCAAAGAAGUUGACAAAAGGAUUUUCCUGUGUAUCAAAACUUGUCUAUAAUUAUAUGUCAUACUGUUCAUAGGUAAAAAUAAACAAAUUUCCUUGAUCGCU
Messenger RNA from Pogoniulus pusillus (Red-fronted tinkerbird), 7819 nucleotides. RefSeq names its product SAM and SH3 domain containing 1 (gene SASH1). Gene Ontology annotation, molecular function: mitogen-activated protein kinase kinase kinase binding. Gene Ontology annotation, biological process: positive regulation of non-canonical NF-kappaB signal transduction; positive regulation of JUN kinase activity. NCBI's taxonomy places the organism in Eukaryota, Metazoa, Chordata, Aves, Piciformes, Lybiidae. The transcript has 20 exons. The record is from RefSeq and is a predicted model, not a curated record. Bases 273 to 4262 code for a protein of 1329 amino acids.